Messenger RNA from Haliotis rubra (blacklip abalone), 4593 nucleotides. RefSeq lists its product as uncharacterized. The record is from RefSeq and is a predicted model, not a curated record. Gene Ontology annotation, molecular function: zinc ion binding. Lineage: Eukaryota; Metazoa; Mollusca; Gastropoda; Lepetellida; Haliotidae. The coding region runs from base 1334 to 4525 and encodes 1063 amino acids. The transcript has 15 exons.
UGGGAAGACGUACGCUAUACCCACAGGAGGGCGUAGACUGAAUACGCACAUGACUGCUGCCCCCUUUCGACUGGCUGUGCUCGGUACUGGGAGGUGAAGACGAGGGUAAGAAAGGGAAUUAGGGUGAUUGACCGGUUCAUGGCAAACUGGUGCAUCUUGGAUGGCAUCACUAUGAUUAUGAUGUCAUGUCAUCCUGCUAUUCAGAAGUCACUAAGAAGUAUAUAGAUGGAUGCCAAAAAUGUAGGGCGGUUGGAAAUUCAUACACGUCUGCAUACAGCAGUGUUAACGUAAUUUCUAUCCACACAACCCGGUCUACCAUCUGUGCUGGAAAGAAAUCGGGGCCACUUUUAGAAAAGAAAAAGAAAACUCUUGACAGACUCGGAAAGGUAGUCUCAGCUUGGAGGAACAGCGGAGGAGGCCAAGUUCUGAUUCAUGUAGAGGGUCAACUAUCCGAGGACAGGUGUCUGGAACAGUUUGAUGAGUUCAUUACCAGGAGUCUGUCUGAUCUCCUUGAUGACGGAGAGUUGUAUGUGGACAUAUACAGGCGCCAAUGGCUCUCUGAGAUUCAUAACUUUCAAGGCCAUACUGACUUCAUUCUAGUGAAUGUGAAGGAAACGAAUGGUGUAGCCACUGUUGAUUUUAACACGAAAGCAAGGAACGAUAUUGAAAACGUGUCAGUAACUCCCGCCAGUUUGGCUAAAUGCAUGAUUAGUAGACAGACUAACACGGAUACACAGAAACCCAAGACGAAAGGUUUAUGUGAAAAUAUUCAAGAUCUCCAUGAGGGCAGAAAUACUGAGGUCAAAUGUUUCCAUGUUGACAAACUGAAAAAUCAAAUAGCAAAGCAAGUUUCUAAAAGUCUGUCAGAUUUCGCAGAUUAUAUAUGGCAUGAUCUCAAACUUAAAGAUAACUUGACUUCUAUGUCCAAGGUUGAGGGAGGCGGGUCAUACUUUGUUGGGAUAAAGGAGGAACCUCUGGAGUUUGAGAGUUACAGAACCAAACUUCUUGACAUUGACGGGUUUUGCCUGAAAUUCGAAGCAUCUGAGAUUAUUAGAGAAAUUAAAGCUAAACUUCAAAAUGAGACAAUAGCUUUACAAACAGGUACCUUUUGUAGUGUCCCUGACGAUUUGAUUGAAGUGUGUUUAUAUCCAAUUCCUGAAACCAAGAGACGGGUUCUGGAAGUAGCUGUUCGUUGGUAUGAUGGUAUCAUCUUCAGUGACAAGGACGGACCGAGGGCGUAUGAAGUAAAGAACAAUGCUAUAAAGCGGAUGGACAAAGCUGCCUGGUUAGAGCGAUUUCAAGCCACCCAGAUAUAGUUUAAUAGACGUUCACCAUGGAUGAGCAUUUAGACAUUCCAGGAAGCAUGAGUGAUAGUGGCGAGAGUGAUGACUCAAGUAUUUCCAGCCGGUACAGCUCAGAAGGAGAAGUUCCAUUACCGACCUAUGAUGACCUGUCUGACCCUGAUGAUCCAGCACCAGGAUUCAAGACUUCUGGUGAUAUUCACCUAUCAAGUAUUGUCUCUAAAACGGAACAAAAACAGAUACUGGGAAUACUCUCAGGAGACUCGAAACAACCAUUCUUUGGCAUUUUCCCGAUCAAUAUUGAACCCACACUCAACGCAGAGUAUGCCCACAUUGUACAGAGACUGAGAGACCUACCAGACAGAGACUGUACAGUCAUCAUCGCAGGAGGCAGCUUACUGAAGAUGAUGGACCCGACCUGGGAGGGACGAGUACCUGCGUCUGUCCUGUGUGAUGCGUGUGUGUUCUCCCCUACACAGACUGUCAUGGUGCUGACUUUCACAGCAGGUGGUGGAGACAGCCACAAGAACAUUCAAUACAACACCAAGUUUGCGUCGUUUUUUAUUAGCCAUGUGAAGGACGAUACAAAGUUUGACUUCAGUGUUGUACACGUCACUAUAGAUAACCUUUCAUGGCAAGAGAAACACAGUUUCCUGACAAGAAUCAACCAGGCUGUGAAUUCAACCAAACGCAUUCGUUUUCCCACCGAACUGCAUAUGGACAAGGGCAAGUGUACAGCUAUUAUGAAGUCUUUAUUGAAACACCUGUCCAAGGACCCUGAGUCAGAGAGGCCUUCCCCAUCUUUGGAGAAUACAGCACACGCGACUGCCAUACCCAAACAAGGUGCAUCGGACAAAUUCCAACAACAAAUACGUACAAAGGAUGCCGAUCAUGAGAGCGUAUAUGCACGUCACGAAGUGCGAACAGCCCUACUGAAAUAUCUGUCUGCUCAGCAGGAGAGACUGGAGAAUGAAUCAUCCCCACAGUUUCCGAAUAUUAGUCAAGACAAACCAUCGGAACUGCAACUUCUGGAAGCUGAUGCAAGAACAUCGAGCACACGGUACACCUUCCCGACGUGUUCUGUCUGUGAGCUGCAGUUUACCCUAAAAGGCCCCGCCCCCUACCUACUGCCCUGUCUACACGCCGUGUGUGAGACGUGUGUGACAUCUGCAGCUUGUGGUGUGAUAUGCUCUACAUGUCAGAGGGAGGUCAACCUCACAGACACAAGCCUCCAGAAGGAUACAGUGAGACAGAAGGAAAUAUUCCAUCUGACAGUCAAACAUUGCCCCACAGAGCUUAUCUGUACACAUGAAGAUGACGGCAACCAGGCUGUGUGUUGGUGUCGAGACUGUGAAGAGUUACUCUGUGAAUACUGCCAGAAUAUGCACAACAGCCUUAAACUUUCCAAAAAACAUGUACUUCAAAACUUCAGUGACAUGGUACCGACUGUCUCGGACAUUCCAACAUCUUGCAGCAUCCAUAAGUACAACGCCCUGGAUCUCUUUGAUAAAAGCUGCCAGAAGUUGAUCUGUGCGAGGUGUCGACUUAGCGAUCACGCACACCAUGAUGUUGAUGAGUUGGAUGUGGUUGCUGAUGCUGUAACAAAACAGCUGCGCCGUUAUAAGAAUGUUCUAUCAACGCUACAGGAUCGCCAGCAAUUAUACAUACAGAGCGUAAAGCAAGGAAGGGAAUCCACUCACAGAACGCACAACACUUGGAAAGAAACGAUUCACCAUACUUUCCAGAUACUGAGAUUACAACUAGAUCAAAGUGAGAAGGAAUUUCUGAUUGAUCUUGAAAGUCAAACAAAGGAAGCUAAUGCAAUACAACAUGAUCUUCUCACCACUUAUGAAGACGAUAUGAAGACAUGCACAGGGGUUGUAGACUACAUCGACAAAGUCCUUCUCUAUGGCUCAAAGUUAGACCUCCUGGACGUGGAGAGUUCUGUAAGGGACAUGACUCAGGCAUGCCAAGACACUGCUACACCAGAAACACACAUUCCUCCGGCUGUCUGCAACAGCAACGCCUUGUCAAAACUCAGAUCCAUCACAUCAGGAUUUGGCCCCCUUUUGACACGUCAAUCUGUUAAAGACGCGGAUACUCAGACUGAUGAUGACUUCAUGGCCGACAUGGAAAUGAAACACAAAAUGGUCAUUGCAGAACUGAAGACGAAAAAUGACUCCGAUGAGAAACGCAUUAAAAGACUUACAGACGAGUCCAAUGCUGAAAUCAGAAGCUUGAAAUCGGUCAUUGCAGAACUGAAGACGAAAAAUGACUCCGAUGAGAAACGCAUUAAAAGACUUACAGACGAGUCCAGUGCUGAAAUCAGAAGCUUGAAAUCGGUCAUUGCAGAACUGAAGACGAAAAUUGGUUCCGAUGAGAAACGUAUGGAAAGACUUACAGACGAGUCCAAUGCUGAAAUCAGAAGCUUGAAAUCGCGCAUUGAAGAGAAAGAAGUCAUCGAGAAGAGAGCGCCAACAACCAUGGACUUCUUGCUAGGUGUGGCCAGAGAAUGUGUUGUUCAUGAGCUGAAACCAGGAGCUAUAGACAGAUCUAUGUUUCUGAAGUGUACACCACUGAAGUAUGACAAAGACAGAGUCAAUCUCGACACAGUCCACAUCAACACAGAAGGAGACCUGGUCAACAGGAAGUCGGACACCAGACCUGCAGGGGAAGGGAGACUGAAGAAGUACUGGGGCACAUGCAGCACUGACCCCCUCCCCCAGGAUGGUUGUCCCCAGUACUGGGAGGUGGAGAACAGGGUCAGUCUGGACAAACCACUCUCAGGGACCAACCUCAUCCUGGAGGUUGGAGUAUGUAGGGAGGAGCAGAGGGACGUGAGUCAUUGUAUAGAUGGACGUCCUUACUCCUACUGUAUGGACGUCGCCCACUGUACUACACACGGCGGGAUAUGCAGGAAGAUAUGGAAGGAGGGGAAGUAUGUGCUGUGUCUGCCUGACACUCUCCCCAACACAGCAGGGGCAUCACACACACUACAUUACGGUGUUGUCUAUGAUGACGCCAGGAAGAAGAUUGUCUUCAUUGAUGUGAAGGAGAAGAAAGUCAUGUCGACGUUAGACAAUGUAGACUGUAGUGAACCACUGUGGCCGAUGUUCGGGGUGUAUAACCCACAUCUCCUCACUGUCAGCAUGAGACUUGUAGUGGGCAGCGACAUCAACAUGACGGAGGAGAAGAAAGCGAUGAUUGUCAAGGCGCUGUCGUGAUGCCGUGGUGUGAGAGAGAUUGCCAUGAUGAUGAUGAUAGAUGAACAUAGAUAUAUAGAUAUUUACUU